AAAACAAAUUAAUUUGACAUUGACAGAUUGGAAUUAGAAAGCGAGUUUUGCUUUUGUGGUUUUUGUGGGAGAAUUGAGCGGCCCAAUAAUGAACGAACUAUGAAAAUUAUUUAAUUAAAUUGUAGUUCUAAUAUCUUGACAAUCUAUUAUUAAACAAAAGCUUAAAACUAUAAAAUUGUAUGUAACUAUACAAUCCAUCCCAUUAUGGAAUCUGCAGCAGGAACUGAUUCUCAAGAUUCUGACGAUCUUGUCCCGCCGGGUAUUUCAGCUUCAGAAUAUGACAAAUCCAAAAUUGCUCUACUAAAUGUGGGCACAACACCAACACCGAGUCCAAGUUCCAAAUUUACUUCUGCUAAAGGUAUUCAGAAUGCUAAGAAAAGACUCCGGGCAUUCUCAAUACAGAAGAAAACUCCAAUCACAGCAAUGGCUAUACCAAAACCUGUGACCACUGGCAGUGCUACCGUGCUGAUUGGUAAGCUAAGUAGUGUGAAGACCACACCUAAACCAGAGAAGGAGGCAGAUGGUGAAAAGAAACCGCCCAAGCCACCUAAGCCAGGUUCCGCCAGGAGAGUGCAAGACUCGUACAGUAACCUACAGAAGCGAAACAUCGCCGAAAUUGAAGAUAUGAAGCGCAAGAUGGAGUUGGUUGAAUUAGGCAUACCGUUGGGUCUGAUCUGUCCCAGCGCCACCAGCGAGAAAGCUAUGCCCACUAAGGCCAUGCCUCCAAUCAAAUCAUUUUUAGAUCCCUCGAAAGUGGAUGAAUUAAUACGCGAGGCGAAGAAAGCAAGAGCUGCAGGUAGAGAGUUCAAAUUCGACUAUCAGAAACUUUUGCCCGAUUACGAUAACCCCUUCCAACGUAAAAAAGACGAGCCCAUAGAGACCGAAAAGAAAGAAGAGUAUCCCAGCACUUCAAGAGUAGAACGAAGAGAUGACAAUGAAAAAACAGACAGAUGGAAGAGUGAUAAAUAUGACAUGAGAACAUUUAUGUACGAUAAGGCUGAAAGAAGGGAGAGCAAAGAUAAGUAUAGAGAAGAUAAAGAAAAAUAUAGGGACGAAAGAGAAAAAUAUAGGGACAAUAAAGAAAAAUAUAGAGAAGAUAAAGAAAAAUACAAAGCUAAAGAUAAGGAAGAACCAAAGAGGCCAGAAAGUAGAAAAGGCCGCAAAGAAACUGACGUCAAUCUGAGCGAGUAUUUUGUCUGCGACAGUUGGUCUUUAGAUAACGAAGAUAAAAGUAAUUCCAGUCCUAGGAUCAACAAGGAAAAUAGACUUUUAGUCCGAGAUAAACCUAAAGAACCUGCGGAUAUGUUAAAAGAAAACUUCAAAAGGAAGGUUAGCACGUCAUCGGAUAGUCCAGUUGGUAAGCAAAAGAUGGAGAAACUGAAGCCAGUGAUUGAUGCAUAUAAAUUCGAUUUAGACCCUAACGAAGAAGAAGAUGCAUUGGAUUUGUACGACAUAGAUUGCCAAACAGAAAAAUAUUCUAAAACGCCGGUGACGAAACAGAUUCUCUACGAUUCGCCGACAGACUUGAAGCUUUUCGAAUACGACCAAGACAUGUCGAAAGAAAGCGUGAUCGACGCUAACGACGACAACUUCUUAGAGUCGGUCAUCAAUGAGAUAAAACAGGAGAACAUGAGCGAUGACACGAGUCAAGAUAACAGGACUGGCUUAGUAGAAUAUGACUCUCCUAAAGAGGACGAUGAUGAAUUCAAGAUUGAAAUGAGUCAAGGUUCUGUGACUCCCGAGUUGGAUGACAGAAUGAGAGACUUGCAAUCCAGUCAACAGAGCCACUACUCUGACGGGUACAGGUCCACCGAGAGUGGUUACAAAUCCACAGAAAGUGGAUAUAAAUCGGAACGUGAUUAUAAAUCCGAAGAUAGCAGGAGGUCUGAUGACUUCAGAUUGUCUAUGGAGAAGGAGAUUAAUAGCUCGCUCGAACGCAAAAUGUCCAGAAGCACCGUGGACUCUUUGGAAACCUGGAGCUUUGUCUUAAAGAUAUGCCAGCCACUCCUGUUUAGACAUGAUAAGAAUAAAUGUUACAAGGAGACUCACACAAACCCAAAACUGUGGUACACCAUUAGCCCGAAGGCGUGCAAUUGUGUGAAAGAUCGUUCCGUGGUGUACGAAGAGUUGGAGAUGUGCAAGAUGUCAUUGGUGGAUCGAGUUUACGGCUGUGAUCAGAUCCCAGACGCUUUAAGCCCGCCUAAUCGUUCGUGGUACCCACGCGUGGGCUGCGUGCCCCACACCGGCCCCGUACAACUAUCCUCCGACUGGGAGACUGACGAACCGCGCCGCUCUACCACCCCCCAGCAAGACUCCUGUCUGCAUCGCGAGUACCAGAGGUUUAUAGAAUCUGUAUGGACAGAAGUGGCUGAUGCUAAACCGGAGACAUCUCGAAGCACGACCCCCGACAAGAUGGCUAGGCAGGAGAGCAGAAAAAAGAAGAAGACAGAAGAUGCAGAAAAGGACGCAGAAGAUAAGAAAAAGACGAAGAAAAUUAAGCUCAGCAGCGAAGGUUGGAGCCAAGAGUCGGAUAUUGAGGACGACCCUGAAAAAGCCAUUAGCAAGAAAAUUAAAACGGAGAAAGAGAAGAUAAGGAAACGGAAACACUCUCCCUCUCUAUCGGAUUCGUCGAGCGAAGGAGACUCCAAGAAAAAGAAGAAAAUCAAGAAGAAGCAGGUAAUAAAGAAAACUAAAACGAAACUGGCCAAAAAGCGUCGCAUCAGCAAGAAGGUAAAAAAGAGGCUGAAAGAAAAGCAGAAGAAGAAGAAGAUGCCUAAAAUAGAAAAGAUAUCCGACGAUUCCGAAAAGGAUGAUAGAGAAAAGAAGAAACAUAGCAAAUUAAAGAAGAAAGCUCAAGCGAAAACAAAAAAAGCGCAGAAAAAGAAGAAAGUGAAACCCAAAUCCUCAAGCAGUUCAUCUUCCAGCAGCUCAUCUUCUAGCAGCAGUUCCGAUUCCGAGUCUGAAGUGGAGAAGAAGAAGAUCAAGAAGAAAGCUUUGCUAUUGAAAAAGAAGAAGAAAGAGAAAAAGAGGAAGCGAAAGGAGUCGAGCGAAUCGACGCAGAGUGAAGAAGACUUAUUUGACGUUAAUGUAUUGAAUAAUAUUAAGACUGAGCGAUUGACGGACGAUGAAAAGCAUCAACAGAUGAAUGACUUUUCUCCUAGAAGGCAGAAACCGAAAGAGAGAGAAAUUAUCAAUGUGAAAGAGCUGCAAAAUGAUUUCGUUGGUAACAAUAUUCAUAUAAAGCAAGAGAAGGAUGACACUAUCAAAGUUAGUCCUGUAAGUGAAGAAGUAGUUGAGAAAUUUGAAGCGAACGAUGAAGGCAAGGAUGAAGAGGAAGCUUCAGUGUACAUUAAACCUCAGGAGGCAGAAAAUAAGGAAGAGAUCCCAGCAGCUGUGCCCGAACCAAUAUUUCCAGAAACACUUAUGCCAGAGGAAAAAAAUAUACCUUUACCAGACGAUUCAAAAAUUGCUGUAGAAAUCAGUAACUCGAGUACUGACAGUGAAACCUUACUGGAACCGACAAGUAUACAUCUUCCGCCAGAUUCGAAUAUACCUUUGCCCGCUGAAAUUAAAGUGACCAAUAUACCAGAACCACUUCCACAAAUAAUAGACGAAACCCCGGAACCUGUACCACAGAUAAUAGAAGAAAAUUCAUACACAGAUAAGACUAUCGCCAAAGAACCGGAGAAAAUUGUAGAGGAAAGCCCGCAAAAUAUCAGUUAUUGUAACACAGAUGUCAGUGCAAGCCAAAUUGAACUCUAUGACAAGGGCUUAGAGCCGGAUAGCGAUGACAAGUUUGCUGAUAACUACGAACACGAGAACUAUGAGAUGUACGAGCAAAUGGCGAUGGCGUAUCAGAACGAUGUCGCCAAUCAGGUAUCAUCGAUCGACAGCGGCGGUGAGGCGCAGCGUAUAGAGACCGUAGUGCGCAGACGACGCGGCGAGAUCAAAUGUGACUGGCGCGCCGGAGAUAAGCCUGCCACCUCUACUGAACUGCCGCGCGUCUCCAGAUGGGGUUUGAAGCCCGGCGAGGUGAACAUAGUAUUGACUGGGGGGCCGGGAUCCGAACCCACUACCCUUACUACCACACCCGCUACCACCGAGCAGUAUCCCAUAAGGAGUGUAUUGGAGCCCGUAUACAAGAUAGAGAGUCUGGCUAACAGGCAUGAUGUUAGUAACACCUCCAUCGGAUACGACGAAGCGUACCAGGUGACCUACGGGGCUUCAGACCGUCUACAAUACGGGGAUUGUUUCGCCGAACAACCCCCCUCGUCUGUUGCCGCACCUACCCCUAAUUCUACGCCUUCUAAGUCUACUGAUACAGUGGCCAACCCUGUCCGCUCUGUCACCUCUUCCUCCUUAGACGAGAGAAUAGAUCGAGCUCUCAGGGAGACCGUACUCGGUGACGUGACAAAGGAAACUGACGACUUAGAAGCUGACAAAGAUGCCCCGGAGAAAGGGAUCCUAUUGACGAAAUCCUUAGCGGAAAUAGCUCGCGGUGCGAAACGCGUCAGCUUCGCUGACGGUUACAAGCCCGGACAGGACUCCGACGUGGAGGAACCUCCUAUUACUAGGAAGAAGAAGUCCCGUCGAUACGGCUGCGCGUGGCCCUGUCCCGCGACCCAUCCCGAUCACGUCCCUCUUUGGGACGCUUUACCUCCUCCCCCACCCCCUCCCUUACCUUCUACACUACCUACCCUACCCGGCACAAUACCCAAUCUAUCCGGUACAAUAUCCAAUAUACCUGGCUCGCUACCCAAUCUACCCACUUCACUAGCUAAUAUACCGGGUACACUACCCAAUAUGCCUAGCUCACUAUCUAAUCAACUACCCGGCACAUUACCUAAUCUCCCUGGAACACUACCUAAUCUCCCUGGAACACUGCCUAAUCUUCCCACUUCACUAGCUAAUAUGCCCGGCGCACUACCUAACCUACCCACUCCCAUAGCUAAUAUGGCCGGUACACUACCUAAUCUACCCAAUUCAUUGUCCAAUCUGCCCGGGGCAUUAUCCAAUCUACCUGGAGCUCUACCUAAUCUAUCUGGCUCAUUACCGCCGCCUAUGCAGCUAAUGAGAGGUCCCCCUCAUGCUAUGCCACGCCGGCCCGGUAGUCUCGGAACGGAUCCGAGCAUGACGUUACCUCCGUUCAUGCCUCCGGAGCCACCGCCUGGUCUUAUCUCCUUCCAGUAGUAUUCCACUGCUCCUGCUCGACUAUUCAGCAUCGAAUAUCUUUUUACAAUUGCCUGACGAUAACUAUAUUUUCUCGAGUAUUAUAAAAUGAUACUGUUUAGUUAAGGAUAAGAUUUACUGUGUAAAUAAACUUUUUGAAAUUAUAACAGACUUUUCAAUGUAAACCUUCUUUAUGAUAUUUUUAGACCAAUUCCAUUGACAUUGAUUUCAAUGCAUUUUGCAAGUUUGCUUAUAGUUUAGUUCCAGACAUUAUCAUCGGCUAUUAAUUACCCCACUGCUGGGACAUAGGCGCUUCCAUAAGGUUAGUGUAGGGAGAUUAGGCUAUUACACACCAUGCGGAUCCAGAGCGGAUUAGUGGGUGAUAACGACUGCAUGUGCAACCAGGAUCAACGGCUUAAUGUGCCUUCUAAAGCACGCUCUAGCUAUAUAUAAUUUUUUUUAUCAUCAUCAUCAUCAUCUUUGCGAAAGUUUGAGGUUUAAUUGGUUCGGUCGGGUAUUGUGGAAUUUAUUAACUUUCGCCAUUCUAUUAUCCCUACUGGCAUAUCCUCAUUGGUAGGGAUAUAAAGAAUCAUAGGUACAUAUAUAAAUAAACCAUUUAAAACUUUUCCCAAGUGGUAACAAAAAGUUUCAUAUUUUAAUUUUAUAUCCUACUAGUAAACAGUAACAUGAAUGCGAAAGUUUGUUUUUUUGAUUAUAUACACGCCUAGAUAGCAUACUUGUUAACUCCACGGAAGCGCCUCAAAAAUAUCUACUACAUAUGGUAGAUACGCUAGACGUUACACACAAACCGAAUACAUUGACUGCUUUGAAACAACCUGACAUUGGAAGUCCACAUUGCCCGGAACAUGAGACGGUUUUUUGCGUGUAUAUAGUCAAAGCUUUGUUUAUAAGGUUAUGGUCGCCUAUAAACGCCGCGUACGCCGCGUCUCGUCUCGAUGCUUACAUAGAAAUGUAGUGGUGUGGUCUCUUCAUACGCUGACGUCGGUGUAUGGACGCCAUAGAGCAGCAGGACAGAUUUGCAUAAAGACAGAUAAUGUACUGUCGUCGUCAAAAAAGAUACAUAUUUUAUGAACCUUAUUAUCAAGUUGUGGCCUCUUUGCUUUAGAUAUCUAAAUGUCCACUUUUAAUUGUCAUAAAAUUGGAUUAACUUAAGUUGAAGAUGGUCACAAAAUAAUAACUUUGUGAACACCUCUAUUGCCACCAGUUCCGGAAUCUGCCAUCCGAAAGCCUAUAUUUGUUUAAGUGACAUGCGUCGGUCCCAAGAACCAGAAUUUAGCAAAUUUCAAAAGUAUUUUUAUAACCAUUGGAUCCUGAAAAUCAGAAAGGACCUUCUUAGCUGUUUUAUAGAAGAUUUUUAAACAAUGAAUGGUGGGCACCGUAGGACUAAUACAAAAAAACCUGCGAAAUCUUUCUGUUUAGUUUUACGUUUUAGAAGAAGCUCACUUUCAAGAUCUCAAGUUAAGCGACAAUAGCAAACCACAAAAAUGUUCUUAUCUUACUACACUUAUGGAUAAAAAAAUGAUAUAGUUAUCACGAGUUUAUUUAAUGACAAAAGGAGAUUGCUCAACUUCCAUACAUGUUUGGCCUAAAGACCAAUAAUCAUGAAAAAUUG
Messenger RNA from Chilo suppressalis (striped riceborer), 6802 nucleotides. The record is from the annotation of a GenBank genome assembly. NCBI's taxonomy places the organism in Eukaryota, Metazoa, Arthropoda, Insecta, Lepidoptera, Crambidae.